AUUCCAGCUGUUUUCCACAUUGUCAGUUUGGCCCUAACAUCAUCUCCCAUUACUUCUGUAACCUGCUAACCCUCUGCUCUCUUUUUGGAGAGAAUUAAGGUGAUCCCUCCUUUCCAUGCAGCCCCCACUCCCUGCGUCCCACACCCUGUUCCUGCCUCUUUUUCCAGCCCUCCUGUGAAAUGUCUGGGGAGGCUCUGUGUGUUGUAUCAUACUGAGAUCUGGACAGGAGAGAGUGGGAGAGCAGAGGGCAGGACAGGUAUAAAAGUCAAAGAGAGGGACAAGAUUUUUGGAAGAUUUUUUUAGUUUUUCUGUUCCUGUGGUUUGUCUUUACACCACGUCUAAACAUGUUCAGCUGGAUGGGUAAACAUCAGAAGAAGGAGACCCCAGAAGUCAUCCACACAGUGACGGAAGGUCUGAAGGACCUUUACAAGAAAAAGCUGAAGCCAGUAGAGGACUUGUAUCGGUUCCAUGACUUCCAUUCUCCGGCGCUUGAAGAUGCUGACUUUGAUAAUAAGCCCAUGGUGCUUGUGGUGGGUCAGUACUCAACUGGGAAGACCACCUUCAUCAAGUAUCUCCUGGAGCAGGACAUCCCUGGCAGCCGUAUUGGUCCAGAGCCCACCACCGAUUCCUUCAUUGCAGUUAUGCAUGGGGAGACAGAAGGGGUAAUCCCAGGCAAUGCUCUCAUGGUGGACCCCAAUAGACCAUUCCGCAAGCUCUCUCCUUUCGGCAACACUUUCCUCAACAGGUUUAUGUGCGCCCAUUUACCCAACAAAGUCCUGGAAAGCAUCAGCCUAAUAGACACCCCGGGCAUCCUGUCUGGCACCAAACAACGUGUGUGCAGAGGCUAUGACUUUCCUGCUGUCCUCCAGUGGUUUGCGGAGCGAGUUGACCGCAUCAUCCUUCUCUUUGAUGCCCACAAGCUGGAGAUAUCUGACGAGUUCUCUGAAGCCAUCCGAGCUCUGAAUGGCAACGAGGACAAGAUCCGAGUGGUCCUAAACAAAGCCGACAUGGUGGAGACCCAGCAGCUAAUGCGGGUCUAUGGAGCACUUAUGUGGUCUUUGGGCAAAGUGUUCAAUACUCCGGAGGUCCUGAGGGUCUUCAUAGGAUCGUUCUGGUCGGAACCACUGAUGAUUUCUGAUCACCGCCAUCUCUUCGAGUUGGAAGAGCAGGAUCUGUUCCAAGACAUCCAGAACCUUCCCAGGAAUGCAGCCCUGCGUAAACUCAAUGACCUGGUCAAAAGGGCUCGACUUGUUAGAGUCCACGCUCACAUUAUAAGCUAUCUGAAGAAAGAGAUGCCUGUUUUUCGUAAAGACAAUAAGAAGAAGCAGCUAAUUAAUAUGCUUCCCGUCAUUUUUGCCAAAAUCCAACUCGAGCACCACAUCUCCCCUGGAGACUUCCCUGACUGCGAUAAAAUGCAGAAGCAACUGAUGAUUCAUGAUUUCAAGAAGUUCCAUUCUCUGAAACCUCCGAUGAUUGAAGCUCUGGACGAGAUGUUGACCGUUGACAUUGCUAAGCUAAUGCCUCUCCUGCGCCAGGAAGACAUUGAUACAGCAGAUAAUGUGGUCCAAGGUGGAGCCUUUGAUGGUACUCACAACGGUCCUUUUAUUGAGGGGAUUGCUGAUGGUCUCCUUGAUGGUGUUGAUGAUGAUGAUUGGGUAGUUACGAAAGACAAACCAAAAUAUGAUGAGAUAUUCUUCAACCUAGCCCCCACCGAUGGCAAACUGAAUGGCACAAAAGCCAAAAACUGGAUGGUAACAACUAAACUGCCCAACUCAGUGCUUGGGAAAAUCUGGAAACUCUCUGAUGUUGACCGUGAUGGCAUGCUUGAUGAUGAAGAGUUUGCCUUAGCUAGCCAUUUGAUUGAGGUGAAACUGGAUGGUCAUGGGCUGCCCUCUGAGCUUCCAAGACACCUGGUCCCACCAUCCAAGAGAAGACAGAAAGGCUCUGCUGAAUGAGACCACACACCAACCCUCCUACAAGCAACUGUGCCACGGUUGAUCAUGUUAACUCCAACUUCUUGUGCCCUGACAUAUUUGAUAUUCCUCACUGAUAUAUGUCUAGUUUUCAGGGACACUUUUCAUCAAAUGUUACUAACAAAAUGAAAUAGCUUUAAAUGUAUAUCUGCAUCAAUAUUACGCGACUCAUAGGAACCUGUCAAAUUUCCAAGUUGCCAAAUGUGGGAGAGUGGAAGGUAUUUAUCAUUAAUGACCAUGGCACAUCAUUUCCAUCAGAACAAGGGACUCUGGCCUCCAAUGAUUGACCACAGGUCUUUAUAUAAAUAACAGGGUCAUGAAGAACAUCAAGUCACAAGCCCAGUCUCAGCAUCAACGUAUUAUGUGGACCUGUGACCUGAAUUCCUGUACUGUGAAAUCUUUACAGAGACCAUCACCAUCGGGAUGUCACAUAAGUCAUAGUUUCAGGGUUUUUUGUGAAGUUUGUGUAUCUGAAGCAAUUUUUUCACAAAUAUAAAUGUUUAGCAAAAUAUUUCAUGUAAGUAAUAUGAAGCAAACUGGUCUGUCCUCCACCUGCUUAAUUGCCCUUCUCCGUGCCAUCUAUGUGCCUUCUCCAUGCCAUCUAUGUGCCUUAUCCAUGCCAUCUAUGUGCCUUA
Molecule: messenger RNA, 2608 nt
Organism: Pelobates fuscus (common spadefoot toad)
Lineage: Eukaryota; Metazoa; Chordata; Amphibia; Anura; Pelobatidae
Gene: EHD2
Product: EH domain containing 2
Exons: 5
Coding region: 345-1955 (536 amino acids)
Biological process (GO): endosomal transport; endocytosis
Cellular component (GO): cytoplasm; plasma membrane
Molecular function (GO): calcium ion binding; protein binding; GTP binding
Source: RefSeq, a predicted model, not a curated record